Molecule: messenger RNA, 504 nt
Organism: Radiomyces spectabilis
Lineage: Eukaryota; Fungi; Mucoromycota; Mucoromycetes; Mucorales; Radiomycetaceae
Exons: 2
Biological process (GO): endocytosis; autophagy
Cellular component (GO): endosome; autophagosome
Molecular function (GO): guanyl-nucleotide exchange factor activity
Source: RefSeq, a predicted model, not a curated record
GAACCACGGCUGAGUCUGUCUGUACUAAACUCGGAUGUUCCCACCACACUGGUUGACAUGCAACGAUUGACGGUCAAGCAUACUCCCUUGUUUCCGGCCUAUCAGCAGCUUCAGAAACGAUACCAUGCAUGGCUGGAUGCCAAGUUUGAAGACGAACUCGCCGCCUAUGUUUCAGAGCAACCGCGCUCUUCUUCUUCCGAUACCCAUCCUCAUUGGAGGCGUCAUUCGAUUUUUCAUCGUAGUGACAGUAUUGCUCCCAUGGUCCAAAACCUGCUUGAUGACCUGCGGAAAAUCCCGGCUCGCAUGCGUGAAGCUUAUAUAAGACAGUGGCGUCGAUGGUUGAUUCGCUACGCCGUCGCACUGAUCAAAUAUGUGGAUGAAGAAAUGUACGUUCAUGGUCUACAAAAAAUCACAGAUCUCUCAUCUUUUUGGUUUCUAGACCGUCGGGUAUCCUUCAUGCUUCAGCCGAGCAUGAUAUCAUUCGCCCCAUCAUGCAAGCCCUAG